This is a messenger RNA of Hypomesus transpacificus, 1763 nucleotides long. RefSeq lists its product as uncharacterized. NCBI's taxonomy places the organism in Eukaryota, Metazoa, Chordata, Actinopteri, Osmeriformes, Osmeridae. The record is from RefSeq and is a predicted model, not a curated record. Gene Ontology annotation, cellular component: axon; cytoplasm; postsynaptic intermediate filament cytoskeleton. The transcript is spliced from 3 exons. Bases 133 to 1326 code for a protein of 397 amino acids. Gene Ontology annotation, molecular function: structural constituent of postsynaptic intermediate filament cytoskeleton. Gene Ontology annotation, biological process: neurofilament bundle assembly.
AGUGCAAACACGCUCGUUCAUCCUCACCGAUGGUGUGCAGAACAAGGGGGACUUCAAAAAACUUCUGAAACCAAAACCAAAACAUCCACAUUAUUUCAUAAACAAAGAAAAAAAAAUAGAAAAAAAUCCAUCAUGAGCUUCGAUUCUCACACCUCCUACCGCCGCCCCUGGGACAGCUACAGAGGCUCCCGACCCACCAGAACCUCCAUGUCCUCCUUCUCCUCCUCCUCCUCCCGGGCCCUGGCGCCGGGAAGGCGGCCCAUGUGGCCUUCAUCCUGCCUGCCGGACGCAUCGGAGCGGGUGGACCUGGCCCAGGCCUCCUCCCUGAACGCCGAACUGCUGGGGGUGCGUGCCCAGGAGAAGGAGCAGCUGGUAGGGCUGAACGACCGCUUCGCCACCUACGUGGAGAAGGUGAGGAGCCUGGAGCAGCACAACCGGGUCCUGCUGGCCGAGCUGGAGGUGCUGCGGAGGCGGCAGCGGGAGCCGUCCCGCCUGCGGGGGCUGUACGAGGGGGAGGCGCGCAGCCUGAGGGCCCAGAUCGACGCGGAGAGCGGCGAGAAGAUGCGCGUGGAGGCGGAGAGGGCCUACCUGCGGGACGUGCACCUGCAGCUGAGGGAGCGCUGCGGGGAGGAGGAGCGCCAGCGCCGCGGCGCCGAGGAGACCCUGCGGGGCGCCCGGGAGGAGCUGGGCCGGGCCGUGCUCGCCAACUGUGGCGCGGAGGCCAGCGUGAUCUCCCUGACCGAGGAGAUCGCCUUCCUGAAGAAGGUGUUCGCGGAGGAGCAGGUGGCACUCCGGGCCCAGCUGCAGGCCGCCAGCGUGGACGUGGAGGUGGAGGUGUCCCGGCCCGACCUGUCCGCCGCUCUCCGGGAGAUACGCGUCCAGUACGAGCGGCUGGCCAACAACAACAUGCGGCUGGCCGAGGACUGGUACCAGAGCAAGCUGGCCGGCGUGGCGGAGAUGGCGAGCAGGAACACGGAGGCCGUGCGGGCCGUGCGGGAGGAGACCAUGGAGUACCGGCAGCUGCUGCAGUCGCGCUCCUCGGAGAUCGAGGGGCUGAGGAACGUCAUCGAGUCCCUCCACAAACAGCUGGACGACUUGGAGGACUCUCAGGGUCAGGAGGUUGCCAAUUACCAGGUGAGGGUGAAUGAUCUGGAGAGGAAUAUCAAUGACGCAAAGCAGGAGAUGGCUCGCUAUCUGAGAGAGUAUCAAGACCUCCUCAAUGUCAAGAUGGCCCUGGACAUUGAGAUAGCUGCGUAUAGAAAACUCCUGGAGGGCGAGGAGUUCAGACUGACCUUCUCCACUCUCCCGGCCCUUCCCUUCCACUAAAGUGUCAUCUAAACUACAAUACCCAAGAUCCCCUUCCUUACCUCUAAGCUGUCAUCUCAAGUACAGUCCCAAAUAUCCCCUUCCCUACACCAACAUUUUCAUCUAAACUACAGUACCCAAUAUCCCCUUCCCUACCUACAUCAGCAGAUAUUCCACGUUUCCCUCCCUGACUUCACGUCCCUCCUUCACUUCCGUCUCAUCCAAUUCAACGUUCCUCAAACCUUACAGCUCCCGAGCCAGAUUCUGUGGUCCGGCUCCAUCCUCAUCUUAAGCUCAUUUUCCGAAGACAGAUGCGCCCUUGUUCUAUACAAGAGGUCCACAAGAAGGUCCCCCUUCUUCUCCACACACUGACACCACACAUCAGCCGAGAGAGAGAGAGAGAAAGCAGGACACUGCUGCGGGGCUGCACUGCAUCGGUCCUGGUUGAGGUCCAGAGC